Cebus imitator (Panamanian white-faced capuchin) is the source of this 1418-nucleotide messenger RNA. RefSeq names its product transmembrane p24 trafficking protein 3 (gene TMED3). The record is from RefSeq and is a predicted model, not a curated record. Gene Ontology annotation, biological process: intracellular protein transport; endoplasmic reticulum to Golgi vesicle-mediated transport; Golgi organization. Bases 168 to 821 code for a protein of 217 amino acids. NCBI's taxonomy places the organism in Eukaryota, Metazoa, Chordata, Mammalia, Primates, Cebidae. Gene Ontology annotation, cellular component: endoplasmic reticulum-Golgi intermediate compartment; COPII-coated ER to Golgi transport vesicle; COPI vesicle coat. The transcript is spliced from 3 exons.
CACUCAGCGCGCGGCUGCGCACUGUGCCGCCUGCCGUCCCGGAAGCGCCUCGCCCGGCUAGCGCCACGUUUCUCCCGGCAGGUCCUCCCUGGGCCCGGCAGCCGCCGCCUCAGCCCUCGAGGGGCGCAGCGCCCGAGCGCGGCCCUCGGGACGGGACCGAGAGCAUCAUGGGCUGCGCGGCCCCGCGCUCCGCCUCCGCGCUGCUCCUGCUGCUGCUCCUGCUCCGGGCCGAGCAGCCCCGCGGGGCCGAGCUCACCUUCGAGCUGCCGGACAACGCCAAGCAGUGCUUCCACGAGGAGGUGGAGCAGGGCGUGAAGUUCUCCCUGGAUUACCAGGUCAUCACUGGAGGCCACUACGACGUUGACUGCUAUGUGGAGGACCCCCAGGGGAACACCAUCUACAGAGAAACCAAGAAACAGUACGACAGCUUCACGCACCGGGCUGAGGUCAAGGGUGUUUAUCAGUUUUGCUUCAGUAAUGAGUUUUCCACCUUCUCUCACAAGACCGUCUACUUUGACUUUCAAGUAGGCGAUGAGCCCCCCAUUCUCCCAGACAUGGGGAACAGGGUCACCGCUCUCACCCAGAUGGAGUCUGCCUGCGUGACCAUCCACGAGGCUCUGAAGACGGUCAUUGACUCCCAGACGCAUUACCGGCUGCGAGAGGCCCAGGACCGGGCCCGAGCGGAAGACCUCAAUAGCCGAGUCUCUUACUGGUCUAUCGGCGAGACGAUUGCCCUGUUCGUGGUCAGCUUCAGCCAGGUGCUGCUGUUGAAAAGCUUCUUCACAGAAAAACGACCCGUCAGCAGGGCAGUCCACUCCUAGUCCAGGCAUCCUGCUCUAGGGCCCCUGAUGCCCCAGGCUGCAGCAGUCCCUAGGUCACAGCCUGCUGGGCAGGGUGGAGGCAGGCGAUGCUGCUGUGGUGGCCCCUUGCCUUUCAUGCCCAUGCUUGAUUCUCGCACCUCAGCAGCUGAAGGUCACAGAGCCCAGUAAUCAGAAGGCAUCCCGACUGCCUUAUGUGUGCAGCGCUGAAAAGAUGUUUACAGUUAGGCUAGGGUUUAGCCACUGUGGGAGGAUGGUCAGGCCAGGAUCCAAUAACCUGGCUUUAGCGGGAACUCCAAGUACCCAGGCCUGUUGGGCAGCUCAGGGUCCUGCCUCUGUUUCAUGAUGCAUGGGUCAUUUGGCUUAGGUAUCCUAUCCCAUAUGGGGAAGAAAGGGGCUCUCAGUUCUGGCUCUUCCUCCCCUGAGGUUCUCCGUACCCGAGGAAACCAGGCCCUGAGCGACUUUGCAGAUGUGUUCACCAGCAUCAGCCAUGCAAGCAGAACAGGAUGGUGACUGGGUGCCCUUGGUGAGCUGUGUAUUUCCUAGGAGGUAGAAAACCGUGGGAAACUGUGGCUAAUAAAAACUAAGUGUGAGCAUCCU